Molecule: messenger RNA, 2383 nt
Organism: Nomia melanderi (Alkali bee)
Lineage: Eukaryota; Metazoa; Arthropoda; Insecta; Hymenoptera; Halictidae
Product: X-ray repair cross-complementing protein 6
Biological process (GO): telomere maintenance; double-strand break repair via nonhomologous end joining
Cellular component (GO): Ku70:Ku80 complex; nucleus
Molecular function (GO): telomeric repeat DNA binding; damaged DNA binding; double-stranded DNA binding
Source: RefSeq, a predicted model, not a curated record
CGCACGACUGGAGAUUAGAUUAUUGCGUUUUGGUAUUAAUAUACCUGCGGGGUGUAGCCGAAAGAUUAGGAAAGAAUGGGGGACGAGGGUUGAUGGUCAUUUUAUGGUCUACGUGAUAAUCAAUUGUUAUUGUGGGAAGAUUUGAUAAUUUUGUAAGAUUAUGUUAUGAAUGUUAUUGUUACAUGAAAGGUAAAGGUGUUUGUUAUUGCGACGAGGAUUCAGUAACAAUUAUCAUAUUUUAUAUUUGUCAAACGUGUUACUUUUUUGAUUAUGCAGAAUUUAUGUGUGUAGGAGUGAAAUAUUUAAGUAUUUGGAUAAAAGAAAAGUUCGUAUAAUCGUAUAUUAAUACAUAUGAGGUUUAUGAAAUUAUAAAAUGGCAUCUGUUUCGCAAGAUAUAACUGAGUUGGCGAGGCCUGAAGAUUUAGCAAAUACUCAAGAUCUAUAUGGUACUCGUAAUGGUAUAUUAUUUGUAGUUGAUGCAACUCCUCCAAUGUUCAUAAAGGAUGAAGACCAGGAAACUUCAUACUUUGUGGAAUCUAUAAGGCUGUAUAAGGAGAUCCUUAUGCAAAAGUUGGUUUGGAACAGACAAGAUUGGAUGGGUUUGGUGCUGUUUGGAAUUGAGAAGGGAGACCAAGAUACUGAAAUGAAAAACAUUUUAACUCUACAAAAACUAAACAUUCCUUCAAAGAGUUCAUUACAACAAAUGAUAGAAAUAGAUGAUGAAGGAAGAUGGGAGGAGUACAAAGAUAUUGCGUGCACCAAUGUUUAUCCAUUACACGAUGUGUUAUGGCAUGCAGCAAGAGUAUUUUGCUCUGUUAGGGUAACUAUGCUAGUCAAGAAAGUGAUUCUUCUUACGUGUCAAGAUAAUCCUCCAAUGACAAAUGACAAUGAAAAACGCAGAAUAGUAGCAAAAGCGAAAAGCUACAGUGAUUUAGGACUCAAAUUAUCCAUUGUUGGUCUAGGUGAAGACUGGAAUCAUGAUUUGUUUUAUAAAGAUUUAGAAAUUUCAUCCGGAAAGAUUGAUACAGAAAAUUGUAAAAGAACAUCUCUAGUUGAUCUGAUGCAACAAAUAAAAUUACCAUCCAGAAGCAUGGCAAAAUUGCCUUGGAGACUUGGAAAAAAUGUAAUUAUCGAUGUAAACCUGCGCAGUCUUGUCGUCAAACGGGAGACUUUGAAGAAGGUGUAUGUAAGUAAAGAAUCCAAUAAACCUUUAACUUCGCAUAGAUACUUGAAAACGGUUGACAAUGAGAUGUUUGAAGAUGAUAACUUUAAAGAACCGACGUUACCACAUGUUUUAGACAUAAAUAUUCGAAAGUACAAACAGUAUGGUGGUAAAAAAAUAUAUUUUACUUUACCCGAAGUGAACACUUUGUGCUCAGUUUGUGAGCCAGGCAUCGACUUAAUUUGUGCGAAGCCUAUUUCUUACCAUCCUUUGUAUCAUUUGGGAAAACCAUACUUUGUUGCACCUGCUAAAAGUAACCGCAAAGAUAAUACGUUAUUGUUUGCUGCAUUAAUUGAUAAAUGUAAAUCAAAGAAUUUAAUGAUGAUAUGUGCGGUGACAUUUAGGAAACGCUCGUCCCCGCUUCUGUACAGAAUGAUACCGAAUGCGGAAAAAGGGGGAUUUUAUUUACUCAAAAUACCAUUCAGAGAAUACGUUCGAGAUCUUGAAAGUGUUUCCUUGCAGUACAUGUAUGACAAUGAUACUAACAAACCUCCAACCGAAUCACAUGAAAUAAAACUGCUAGAAAAAAUAAUGAAGAAAAUAAGAAUUCACUAUGACCCAAGUGCUUUCUACAAUCCAAAAGUUCAAGCGCAAAUUCAAAUGCUUCAAACUGUGGCUUUAGACUGGGAAAAACCUGAGCCUAUACUUGAUGAUACCCUUCCACGAAUCGAGGAAAUGCAAGGACUUACAAAGGAUCUGUUAACUCAGUACAAUGAAAUAUUUGACACUGAAACAAUGUGUAAAACCGAAGAACCAGCAAAAAAGAAAGUUAAGAAAGAAUCUGACAUAGAAGACGCGGCAUUGCUGGACAAAGAAGCGAUUCGGAAGCUUGCACAAAAGGGACAGUUGUCAUCUAAGACUGUACCAGAGUUGAAAGUCAUGUGCAAGAACAUAGGUUUAACAGUAUCUGGGAAGAAAAAUGAUUUGAUUCAGAGGAUUAAACAAUAUUAUAAAUCUGAAUGUUGAUUCUGAAGAGAAUAAGUGAUACAUUACAUUAAAAAAUGUGUAUUUACACUCUUACCAUGUAUAAUAAAGUGUGCAUACAAAUGUAUAUUUUAAUAUUUAUAAUCGAAGUAUCUGCUCAUUUUCUAUUAAUACUUCUUUGUGUGAAACAAAUGCAUUGUAUGAUAAAAUAAAGUCAAUAAAAAUAGUAGUUUGAUA